This is a messenger RNA of Bathycoccus prasinos, 2241 nucleotides long. RefSeq lists its product with no specific name. Gene Ontology annotation, biological process: proteolysis; peptide metabolic process. Gene Ontology annotation, molecular function: metalloendopeptidase activity. The coding region runs from base 1 to 2241 and encodes 746 amino acids. The record is from RefSeq and is a predicted model, not a curated record. The transcript has a single exon. Lineage: Eukaryota; Viridiplantae; Chlorophyta; Mamiellophyceae; Mamiellales; Bathycoccaceae.
AUGAAUCGAUAUCGUCAUCGAAGUAACUGGCGAUCUCUUUCAUCCAUCUCUUUUUCCUCUUUGUCGCGUUCUUUUUCUUCUUCUUUUUCUCGACUUUACCAUCCUCAGCAAGAGCAGAAGCUUCGUAAUUCUAAUAACGAACGAAAGAAAAGUGGAGUGUACGGCUUAGUUGGCUUACAUGCACCAAAGGAUUUCGAGCGAUUGGCCGCAGAUGUCAUUGAUAGAGUAAACGAUAUCAUCAGUGAUAUUAAAGGAAAGCAAGAGAAAAAGGUUCUUCGGAAGCACCGCAGUAAUACUACGGUGGCCGCUGGCGUUGUUGAAGAAAGAAUCGCAACGUGGGGAGAAAAAAAUAUCGUCCAUCAACUGGAUGAGAUUUCGGACACCAUAUGCGCGGUCGUAGAUGUUGCCGAACUGUGCCGCAAUACACAUCCUGAUCGAGAAUUCGUACAGGCUGCCGAAAGAACGUACUUGAAAUUGCAAAAUUUUGUGCAAACUUUGAAUGGAAACGUGGACUUAUACCAAAGUCUUGUUGACGCAAAGAUAGAAGAAGACGAGUCACAAACGGAGGAGUUACGAAGGGUUGCUCAAACGCUUAGACAAGACUUUGAACGAGGCGGUAUUCAUUUAACGGAUGAAAAACGAAAAAGGCUAGAGGUACAUUCAGACGACGCGUUGCGACAUGGCUUCCAAUUCCAGCAGAACUUGAUAGAUCCGCGACAAAUCAGACAUGUUGAGUUGAAAAAACGCGAGGAGCUUGAAGCGAUACCGACAUGGAUUCAUUCUGGUAGUAAAAAAGGAAAUCAAACUCUAAUUCCAGCGGAUCAAAAUACUAUGAAUUCUAUUCUGCGCGCGUGCGAUAAUCGUGAAGUGCGGCGGCAAAUGUAUGAAGCUGGAAACUCAAGUCCGGAAGGAAACAGACUGGCGCUGAGUAACUUAAUAAAGUCACGAAACGAUGCCGCUGAGAUUCUCGGGUUUCCCUCUCACGCGGAUUUUAUGACGGCUUCUAUGUUAUCGAAGACGCCAAACGGUGCGAAAGUGUUUUUGAGAGAUUUGAGCUCGCAGGUAAGGGACAUAGCAGAAGGAGAAUUUAAAAUGUUGGAAAAACUACAAAAGCAGAAUGCAAGUGGAGGAAGAGAAGAAAAAAUUCGUGGCUGGGAUGUUCUACACUUGAUGCGACAAAUGCGAGCAAAGGAUGAUUAUCCAGACAUAAACACUGUAGCACAGUAUUUUCCUCUCGAUGGUGUCCUUAAGGGUAUGAAUGAGUUCUUCGGGAAAGUUCUAGGCGUAGAAAUUGCAGUAGAUAGUCUGAUUCCGGGGGAAUCGUGGUGUGGCGAGGCAAUAAAAAAACUUCGAGUCACUGUGCCAGGGACUGAUACAGAAGGGAUUAUAUAUUUAGAUCUCAUUCCAAGGCAAGGAAAGUUUCCCCACGCGGCGCAUUUUGUUAUUAGAUGUGGGCAUCGGCAAAAAAGCGGUGGAACCCGUCAAACAGCUUCUGUUGCCUUGGUCUGCAACUUUGCUGCAAAAUCUUUCUCACGAGAAACUUUAUUGACACACCAAGAGCUCGAAACAUUCUUGCACGAAUUUGGCCACGCAAUGCAUUCUGUCCUGUCUGAUACGGAAUUUCAGCAUCUUUCUGGAACGAGAGGUGCUAUGGAUUAUGUUGAGGUUCCCAGCCAUGUGUUUGAAUACUUUGCGUGGGACGCAAACGCGCUUCAUUUUUUGGGGCGCCACUAUCAAACUGGCGAAGCGAUACCGGCUGCACUCUUGAGAAAACUGAAGCAAUCAAAGCGUGCUUUCGCGGCUAUGGAUUUACAGCAACAGAUUGUUUACGCCUUACUCGAUCUUGAGCUUCAUAGUAAUCAAAUAGAUGUGGAGAAUUCGUCUGAAAUAAGUAAACUAGCUUCGGAGAUUCAAUCCGAACAUAGCUUCAUCCCGAGCGAGCCUGGGACGUCGUGGGAACUUCGGUUCGGUCACACCGUUGGCUAUGGAUCAUCAUAUUACAGCUAUUUAUAUGCGAAGUGUUUAUCUGCAAAGAUAUGGCAACAAGAGUUCACAAACGAUAAAAUUGGACAAGGAGGGUGCACGAUACUGCGGGAUAAGAUGCUAAAAUACGGUGGAAGUCGUGAUCCAGCCCACAUAUUAGAAAAUGUCUUGGGUCCAAACACUCUGGAAAAAUCAUUUGAUGGAGGCGUCUACCCUAAUUCAUCCCAUUUACUCAAAGAAUUUGACUUAGCGAAAUAG